AUGCCACAGCAACUACUUCAUUUGCCAGACGGCCAGACCUUCACGGUCACGCCUGUCUUUGGUGGUGUUGGAUUCAGAAGCCAUGAGAUGAAUGCUGCGCAUUACCAUGCCUUUCCCAUCGGUUGGACCAUCGUUCUCCAAACUGAGGCUGAGGCCGAGAGUGAUGAUGACGACCCUAUGGACAAGGAUGACCAGAAUGGCCUUGAUGAGCGGGAUGGCAUGUUGGGCGCCCUGCUCAACACGAAGCGCGCAAUCCGCUCUUAUACCACCCCGACUUUGGACAGAGACAGGCUCUUCAUCUCGUCUAUUGCUAACCCCUCCAGCAAUGAAUUCAAGCCAGCUGCCAGCCCUACUCGCCAGAUUGCCAUGAUGCUCUGGGUCACUCUAUACUGGUAUUUCCACCAGCCCGAGCCUUCUCCGGUCCUUGAGACGGAUGCCUCUAGACUCACGCCUCCCUGUGGUAAGCCCAGAGGGGAUUGGAAGAUCAACAUCACAAGGGAGGGAGUGCUCCGGGGCCGAAAUCUCAUCCCAAAGCUAGAGAGGAUGGGGUUGAUUGCUACCUCUAAUUCUUCAGUUGGUACAAGUCUGGAUGACAACGGGGAGAGUUGGGCUCGCAUGUUUGUAUCGAGGAGGAUGUUCUGGCAAAUCCCCGGGCGGCUGUUCCUUUUCACCCUCCAGCCCAACAGGGGCAUGUCUUCUUUCCCAGGCUCCCCAACCAACAGCCGGCCUAGCUCUCCUACUCCGACCGAUUCGUCGCGCCCCCACCACCGUCAUACACACUCGCAGCCGCCAAAUGCAUUCCACAGCCGUGGUGACAGCGACCUUCCAGGAUCGCCAACACCGGUGGCUCUCGUAGGCAAUCCUGGUGCCAUGUCAGGGCCCUUCGCCUCAUCUUCCCAUCUUCCCACAUACUAUCCUCCUCCACCACCGCUGUACAUCUCGACAAAUGGUGUCCGCCAUCCUCUCCGACCCAAGCCCCCACGAAUGGGUGAGGUGUUCUAUUCUAGGUAUCUCCCUAGUGUUGGGCAAUAUCUGUCGUUCCGGGUGGCAUCCAACUCUCCUAAGCCGGUUCCAUACUUGGGCCCGGUUGGCCAAAAGGCAGCCGAGAACCAACAUCUUACCACGCUGAGCGAUACUUCCCUACUGCAGAUGUGGAUGUCUAACUCACGUGUAAGUGCGUUCUGGGGACAAUAUCAUCAGAACUUCCUCACCGAUGCCUUUCAGUCGCGCCACUCCUUCCCUGUAAUUGGAAUGUGGGACGGAGUUCCAUUUGGUUACUUUGAGAUCUACUGGGUGAAGGAAGACAUUCUCGGUCGGCAGCUCGGCAACGAAUCUCAAGACUGGGACAGAGGACUCCAUGUGUUGGUUGGAGAAGAGUGGGCUCGGGGUCGCGUGCCCACAUGGCUCAACGGAUUGGUGCACUGGUGCCUUACGGCUGACUACCGCACGAUGAAUAUUUGCUUGGAACCUAGAGUGGACAACGAAAGAUUCAUAGAGCGGCUGCAGCAAAAUGGUUUCUCACGGCAGAGACAGGUCUCAUUUCCACACAAGCAGUCAUGGUAUGUGAAGCUAUCAAGAGACUCAUGGGAAGGUCCUGUUUUAUAG
Clonostachys rhizophaga is the source of this 1605-nucleotide messenger RNA. Lineage: Eukaryota; Fungi; Ascomycota; Sordariomycetes; Hypocreales; Bionectriaceae. The record is from the annotation of a GenBank genome assembly.